Messenger RNA from Entelurus aequoreus (snake pipefish), 1677 nucleotides. RefSeq names its product cholinergic receptor, nicotinic, alpha 3 (gene chrna3). Gene Ontology annotation, cellular component: neuron projection; postsynaptic membrane; synapse. Gene Ontology annotation, biological process: chemical synaptic transmission; monoatomic ion transmembrane transport; regulation of membrane potential. The transcript has 6 exons. Gene Ontology annotation, molecular function: transmembrane signaling receptor activity; acetylcholine-gated monoatomic cation-selective channel activity. Lineage: Eukaryota; Metazoa; Chordata; Actinopteri; Syngnathiformes; Syngnathidae. The coding region runs from base 1 to 1677 and encodes 558 amino acids. The record is from RefSeq and is a predicted model, not a curated record.
AUGAAAACCACUUUUUAUCUCCUUUUUGUUUCCACCUGUUCCUUCCUUCAGUUGCAUCUGUGGGGGGUCACAUGUUCGGAAGCCGAGCACAAGCUCUUCUCCAUCAUCUUCUCCAACUACAACCAGUUCAUACGACCAGUGCAGAACGUGACUGAGCCGGUCAUCGUACAGUUCGAGGUGUCCAUGUCGCAGCUUGUUAAAGUGGAUGAAGUCAAUCAGAUCAUGGCGACCAAUCUGUGGCUGAGACAUAUCUGGAAUGACUACAAACUCAAGUGGAAUCCAAAAGAAUUUGGUGGUGUUGAGUUUAUACGCGUGCCAUCCAACAGGAUAUGGAAGCCCGACAUUGUGCUUUAUAACAAUGCAGUCGGAGACUUCCAGGUUGACGACAAGACGAAGGCCCUGCUCCGGUAUAACGGCGAAGUCACUUGGAUACCUCCCGCCAUAUUCAAGAGCUCCUGCAAGAUUGAUGUCACCUACUUCCCCUUCGACUACCAGAACUGCACAAUGAAGUUUGGCUCGUGGACCUACGACAAGGCCAAGAUCGACCUGGUGCUGAUCGGCUCCACCAUCAACCUCAAGGACUUCUGGGAAAGCGGCGAGUGGAUGAUCAUCGAUGCCCCCGGCUACAAGCACGACAUUAAGUACAACUGCUGUGAGGAGAUCUACACGGACAUCACGUACUCGCUGUACAUCCGCCGCCUGCCGCUGUUCUACACCGUCAACAUGAUCAUCCCUUGCCUCCUCAUCUCCUUCCUUACUGUGCUCGUCUUCUACUUGCCAUCAGACUGUGGUGAAAAAAUCACGCUGUGUAUUUCCGUGCUGCUCUCCUUGACUGUCUUCCUCCUUGUCAUUACCGAGACCAUUCCUUCCACAUCGCUGGUCAUCCCCCUCAUCGGCGAGUACCUGCUGUUCACCAUGAUCUUCGUCACUCUCUCCAUAGUCAUCACAGUGUUUGUGUUAAACGUCCAUUACCGCACCCCAAAGACCCACACAAUGCCCCAAUGGGUGCGCAGGGUCUUCCUGGGGCUGCUGCCUAAAAUCAUGUUCAUGACCCGACCUGAGAGGGAUCCAGAAAAGAUCACUGACGCCAUUCAGAUGAGCCAGUCAAGGCAUUGCGGUGUGCACUCCUACCAGCAAAAAAAGCACAAGCCUGAAGCUCUGGCCUCUAGCGUGGUGUCCAGCCUGACCAACCGCCAGAGGGUUCUCAACAACACAGAGCUCUCCAAUCUUAACAACUUUAGUGGAAGCGAGCUGGCCAAACGCGGCGGAUCAGGCUCACUGUGCUGCGAGGGUCACUGCAACAGUUGCUGGCACCAAAAGUCUGGAAAACUCCCUGCGGACUCAGGAAGUGGAGGCGGCGGAGGCCUUGGCAGCCUCGGAGCCUUGACUGGAGGCGGUGCGACUGGCGGUGGGAGUCAAUGCUCCAGCUCGGAGUCGCUGGAUGUUGGAGCUAUAUCUUUGCUACCGAUCUCCACAGAAAUGAAGGAAGCCAUAGAGAGCGUCAAAUACAUCGCAGAGAAUAUGAGACUACAGAACGAGGCGAAAGAGGUUCAAGAUGACUGGAAAUAUGUUGCCAUGGUGAUUGACCGCAUCUUCCUGUGGGUUUUUGUCCUAGUUUGUAUCCUUGGAACCGCUGGCCUUUUCCUCCAGCCUCUUCUACUUGGGGAUGACAUAUAA